Molecule: messenger RNA, 1024 nt
Organism: Paramecium pentaurelia
Lineage: Eukaryota; Ciliophora; Oligohymenophorea; Peniculida; Parameciidae
Source: the annotation of a GenBank genome assembly
AUGGGUGCCAAAAUCCUGAUUCCUCCUGAUCGAAGUAAAAAUACUAGUGUUGAUGAAACCAAAUACUUUAUAUAUGCAUCUUCAGAAAUGCGAGGUAAAUCAUUUAUUUAAGGAUAUAGGUUGGAAAGGAGACAUGGAAGACGUUCAUAUUCAUGUAUGUGACUUUGCACCGGAUGUCUCUCUCUUUGGUGUCUUUGAUGGCCAUGGAGGCAAAGAAGUUGCCAUUUUCGUAGAGAGACACUUUAUUGAAGAACUUUAAAAGAAUAAUAAUUUUAAAGAUCAAAAGUUUGAAGAUGCUCUUAGAGAGACUUUCUUAAAAAUGGAUGAGCUUUUGCUUACUCCAGAAGGUCAAAAUGAAAUUAAUGAAAUGAAAGAUAAUAAUGGAAGUAGUAAUAAAAAUUAAUAAUUAAAUUAGCUAUUUUUGCAGGGUGCACUGCCAAUGUUGCCCUAUUUUAUAAGAACACACUCUAUGUUGCUAAUGCAGGUGAUUCUAGAUCUGUAUUAUGCAGAGAAAACAAAAAUUAUGAUAUGAGUGUUGAUCAUAAACCUGAAAAUUAUGAAGAAAAAUUAAGAAUUGAAAAAGCUGGUGGUUAUGUAUCUGAUGGAAGAGUCAAUGGUAAUUUAUGUUUAAAUAUUCUUAGGUAAUCUAAAUCUAUCUCGUACUUUGGGAAAUUUAGAAUAUAAAAGUGACAGCAAAUUAAGAUCAAAUGAAUAAUUGAUCAUUGCACUACCAGAUAUUAAAAAGGUGGAAUUAACUCAGAAAGAUAAGUAUUAGUUACAACUAAUAUAGAUUCCUUUUGAUGGGAAGUGAUGGUAUUUUUGAGACUCUUGAUCAUUUUGAUUUACUCAAAUUUAUUAAUUAAAAACUAGAAGAUCAAAUAGUUACUCCAUAAUUUUUAGGAAAAGUAGCUGAAGAUUUGCUAGAUACUUUAAUUGCUCCAGAUCUUUCAGGUACUUAUAUUAGUAUAUUGUAGCCGGAACUGGAUGUGAUAAUAUGACAAUUUUAAUAAUUUAUUUUAAAUGA